UCAGAUGGAGCGGACUUAGCGGAAGUGGAAGAAGCGGGCCUACUCAUACCAUACGAUCCGAUUCGAACCCAACCGUUCCCAACCGGCGGUGGAGAACGCAGACGCGAACGCUGCGAAAUUGUUACCGCUGCGCAUGCGCAGACUGGCCGUACUUGUUGUUGCGCUGGCUCGGCUUAAUUACCAACGCCCCCCGCUAAAAAGUCCCCCCAGUUUAGUUGUUUGUCUGCAUUUUUCAUCGGUCGCCAGGCAGUGUGUGUGAGUGAGUGUUAGAGGCCAUCUCUCUGGGAAAACAUUCUUCCCGAGCGGAGCUUUCUUUUUGUGUAUAACAAAAGAGAACUAGGCAAAAAACAAACGUAAACAAGGCAUCGCGAACUUGUGCAAUCCAGCGACAAAAACAAAAGACCCGCGAAGUGGUUCCCAAGCCACAAACAACAAACAAAAAAACAACACGACUUAAGUGCAAUUUACAAGCAGCGCCCAAAACCUAAAGAAAAUCGAAAUGGAAGCGUGGAAACAGCUGCCAAACGGGGGGCGUUUUCUGCUGGUGCUCUUGAUCUGCACCUCCCACUUGGCCCACCAAAUCUUGGCCUGGCGCCCCUGCCCGGAGCUCAGUCCCGCCCUCCGUCUGCCAUGCAGAUGCAAUGUGGUUCCGUUUGCGGCGACUGGUCAACUGGGAGCCGUGGCCAUGGACUGCGAUCGCGUUGUCUUCCACGGCGACGCACCGCAACUGCCUUAUGGAGCGCCCAUCGUGGCGUAUACGCAACGUCACAGCGGCCAACAGGUGCUGCCCGCCCAGACAUUUGGGCAACUGAAGCUGACCAUUGAAGAGCUGGAUCUGUCAUAUAAUUUGAUCCGAAGGAUUCCGGAAAAGGCAUUUGAUGGUCUGAAGGAUUCGCUGAACGAGUUGCGAUUGGCAAAUAAUUUGUUGGGCGACAAUCUUAAUCCCAUAUUUUCCACCGCCGAAUUGCACGUGCUGAAAAACCUUCGCAUUUUGGAUUUGUCCGGAAACAAGAUAAAGCAAAUCGAAGAGGGUCUGCUCAAGGGCUGUGUGGAUCUAAAAGAGUUCUACAUCGAUCGCAACAGCUUGACGGCAGUACCUACUAACUCUCUAAAUGGACCAAGUGCCCUGAGACACUUGUCGCUGCGCCAAAACCAGAUUGGAUCUCUACUUCCGGAUUCAUUUAAUGCGCAGCGUCAGUUGGAGAUCAUCGAUCUCCGGCACAAUGUUAUUCGGAGUAUCGACAGCCUGGCUUUCAAGGGACUGCAAAAGAUCCGGGAAAUCAAGCUUUCCGCUAAUCGCAUCAGUCAUCUGAACAGCGAUGUGUUUGAGAAUUUGCACUCUCUGCAAAAGCUGGAUCUUUCUGAGAACUUCUUCAAUCAGUUUCCCACAGUGGCCCUAGCGGCGGUUCCCGGAGUUAAGCACCUGAAUCUAUCCUCGAAUAUGCUACAGCAAUUGGACUACACACACAUGCAGGUGGUGAGGACUUUAGAAAGCCUGGACAUCAGCCGCAACACCAUAACCAGCAUUACACCAGGAACCUUUCGUGAGAUGAGUGCUCUUAAAUACCUGGACCUCAGCUUAAACUCUUUGAGAACGAUCGAAGACGAUGCCUUGGAAGGAUUGGACAGCCUGCAGACUCUCAUAAUCAAGGACAACAAUAUUCUUUUGGUGCCUGGUAGCGCCUUGGGUCGCUUGCCCCAAUUGUCAUCCCUUCAGCUGGACUUUAAUCGAGUGGCGGCCCUUUCUGCUGAGAUCCUUGGAUCCCUCCAGGCUGGCGAUAUAACUACCCUGUCGUUAUCCAGGAAUGUCAUUCGGGAACUACCACCAGGCAGUUUCCAAAUGUUUAGCAGUCUGCACACCUUAGAUCUCUCCGGAAACUCUUUGGCUCUGAUUAACGCGGAUACUUUUGCGGGAUUGGAGAGCACAUUGAUGGCCUUGAAGCUAUCGCAGAACAGGCUUACUGGCUUGGGAGGAGCGCCAUGGGUUCUGCCGGAGUUAAGGAGUCUAGAUUUGAAUGGCAAUAGCCUCACUGAAUUGCCAAGUAACAUAUUUGAGGAGCUGGAGAAUCUGCAGUCCCUCAAUCUCAGUGGAAAUCACCUGACACCUCUGACUGGAGCUCUCUUCAAACCUUUGGAUCGCCUGCAGGUCAUCGAUUUAAGUCGCUGUAACAUUCGCCAGAUAAGUGGUGACCUCCUUGCCGGCUUGCAGGACCUCAAGCAGAUUUACCUCAAUGAUAACCAAUUGCAAGAGCUCCAGGAUGGCAGCUUUGUCAAUCUAUGGAACAUUAGCUACAUUGAUCUUUCUAACAAUCACAUUGGAUCCAUUCGUUCCGGGGCCUUUGUGAAUGUGAUGAAGUUGCAGAAGUUGAAUCUUCGUGGGAAUCAGUUGUCUGCUUUCAAGGGAGAAUAUUUUAACACCGGAACGGGAAUAGAGGAAUUGGAUAUUUCAGAUAACCAGCUGAGCUACCUGUUUCCCUCCUCAUUCCGCAUUCAUCCCAGAUUAAGGGAGAUUCGAGCGGCCAACAAUAAGUUUUCCUUCUUCCCGGCGGAGCUUAUUUCCUCCCUGCAAUAUCUGGAGCACAUAGAUCUGUCCCAUAAUCAACUGAAAACCAUUGAGGAACUGGACUUUGCUCGCUUGCCAAGACUUCGCGUCCUGCUCGUUUCCAACAACCAACUGGACAUGGUCAGCGAGAUGGCCUUCCACAAUUCCACGCAACUGCAGAUCUUGGAUCUAGCCCAUAAUAAUCUAGAUCGUAUUGGAGAGCGGACUUUCGAGGGCUUGGUGCGUUUGGAGCAGCUUAACCUUGAGGGCAACCGGUUAUCAGAGCUUUCAGAUGGAGUCUUUGAGCGCUCUAAGCUCCAGAUGUUGGAGAAUAUCAACCUGGCCCACAAUCGUUUUGAAUAUGCUCCUUUGAAUGCCCUCCAAAGACAAUUCUUCUUUGUUUCUUCAGUGGAUUUAAGUUUUAACAAGAUCAAGGAAUUACCCGGAGAUGAUAGCAUUAUGGUGAACAUCAAAAGGAUUGAUCUGUCCUUUAAUCCCUUAAGUCCCAAGGCAGUGCACAAUGUCCUUAACGAACCCAAGACCGUGAGGGAACUCAGUUUGGCAGGCACGGGUAUUGAGCAACUGGAACUUCUAGAGACACCCUUCCUCCAGUUCCUUAAUCUCUCCCAUAAUAAGCUCAGAAAUGUAAAACCGGAGGUCUUCCAAAGGGUCACCCUCCUAGAAACGUUGGACCUCUCCGGCAAUGAGUUGGAAUCCUUAGACGAUCUUUCCGGGGCCUGGCCCCAACUGCAGGUGCUCCAAUCACUGGAUGUGUCCAAUAACAGCUUUGAAAUCGUCUCCCAGUCCAACUUUGGCAAGCUGGAGAUGCUGAGAUCCUUGCGUUUGAGCCACCUGCCCCAUUGCUCCAGGAUAGAGAAGAAUGCCUUCAAGCAACUGCCCAAUCUGGUCAGCCUGGAAGCGUAUGAUCUUCCCCUACUCGGCUACCUAGAUCUGCAGGGCAUCUUGGAACUUCUCCCUGGCUUGGAAAUGCUGGAUAUCGAAGUAAAAGACUCCAGCAUUGGCAGCGAACAGAUACAACCGUUGAAGCAUCCCCGUCUCAGGAGCUUGGGAAUCAGAGGAGAACGAUUGAAGUCCAUUUCCUCUGGUACUUUAGCUGGUCUGAAGAGUAACGACCUGAGUGUGCAGCUAAGGAACACCUCCCUGAGUGCUCUCCCACCAGCUUUGCUGUUCCCGGUGCCGAGGUCCUCCCAUCUCAACCUAGAUGUCGAGGGAUCCAAGAUCACAGUGCUGGUGCCACAGUUCCUGAACGCUUUGGAAGAUCGCAGAGCUAGUCUGCAGCUGCAAGGAUUGGCCAGCAAUCCUAUAGUUUGCGAUUGCAAUGCCCGAGCUCUGCGACGUUGGCUGCCCAGUUCUGGAAUGCCGGAUGUGACCUGUGCAUCGCCGCCUUAUCUGGUCAACCGGAAGCUUAUCGAAGUGGGCGAUGAUGAACUCACGUGUGAUGCCCGACGGAUGACUUCCUCCACCUCCAGACCAACUGCACCAGUGCCGCAUCUGCUCAAGACCUCCAGCCAGCUGGUGACCAGAAGUAGCUCCACCACCGAGGAACCCCUGAUCAUCUGGAGCCUGGAACCCACACAGCCGCCAAGUUUAAAGAAGAUCAAGACCAAGGCACCACUGAUGAAGGCCCAAUCCCCGAUCAUAAGUAAUGACGAUACCCUCAUCAUAGGAAUCGUGGGAGGAGUAGUGGCAUUUAUAGCCAUACUCAUCAUUAUUAUAUGCAUCAUUAGGCUGCGCAUGAGCAAUGUGGAGUACCAGCAGAAUGCAGCGAUGAUAGGAAUCCCAGCGGGCAUGCAAAUGGGUGCCCACAAUGCGGCGUAUAACUACAAGAAUGGAGCGGGAGCGGCGCUAUACGCGGUGCCUCCUUACCAGGCCAGCUAUGCCACACUGCCGCACAAGGCGGCCUCCAUCCAUCAGUCCAGUCAGAAUCUCUCCCAGCGCCAGCAGCAGCAACAACAGCAGCAGCAACAGGCUGCAGCGGCGGCAGCGGCCUACUCGACCAUGUCCCGCAUGUCGUACUUCAGCGGAGCGGGCGGAGGAGUCGGCGGAAAUGGCGAUGGAGCCGAUAGCCUGACGCAUCAGCAUCCGCACCAGCAUCAGCCCUAUAUCAUUUACUCGGAUGACAAGGCCUACAGAUAA
Molecule: messenger RNA, 4699 nt
Organism: Drosophila rhopaloa
Lineage: Eukaryota; Metazoa; Arthropoda; Insecta; Diptera; Drosophilidae
Product: protein artichoke
Molecular function (GO): protein binding
Source: RefSeq, a predicted model, not a curated record